CACUUUUCUCAUGUCAGUUUACGAAAAAAUGACGGCAGGAUUGGAUACGUGUUCUUGUAGUUUAUGAUAUUUACGAGAAGAAGUAUUAGCUUAGUACAAAAAAUAGUUUGUAACAUUAAAUAUUUAGAUACGGACUAUAAAAAAUAAGUGAAGUAUUUUUAAGAGACAAUCUUUUCUCAUGUAUUAAAAAAUCUCGAACUGACGGCAACGUAGUAAUUCCACCAUGGAGGACGCUCACUCGAAAUCCGUGGAAGAAGUCUUAGGAUAUUUUGGCACAGAUCCAGACAAAGGCCUUAGUCCAGACCAAAUCAAAAGAAACCAAGAGAAAUAUGGGCCAAAUGAACUGCCUGCAGAAGAAGGCAAAAGUAUAUGGCAGUUAGUCCUGGAACAAUUUGAUGACCUCUUAGUCAAGAUUUUGCUGUUAGCCGCUAUUAUUUCUUUCGUUUUAGCUUUAUUUGAAGAACAUGAAGACGCGUUUUCAGCGUUUGUAGAACCCUUCGUUAUUUUACUUAUUCUUAUUGCUAACGCUGUUGUAGGAGUAUGGCAGGAAAGAAAUGCCGAAUCCGCCAUAGAAGCUUUAAAAGAAUACGAGCCCGAAAUGGGUAAAGUAAUAAGAGGCGACAAAUCUGGCAUACAGAAAAUCAGAGCGAAAGAGAUCGUCCCCGGUGACGUCGUAGAGGUGUCCGUCGGAGACAAGAUUCCCGCCGAUAUCCGCCUAAUCAAGAUUUACUCUACCACCAUCCGUAUCGACCAGUCCAUCCUGACUGGCGAGUCUGUCUCCGUCAUCAAGCACACAGACCCCAUUCCCGACCCCCGCGCUGUCAACCAGGACAAGAAGAACAUUCUCUUCUCCGGUACCAACGUCGCCGCCGGCAAGGCCCGCGGUAUCGUCAUCGGCACCGGCCUCAACACUGCCAUUGGUAAAAUCCGUACUGAAAUGUCCGAGACUGAGGAGAUCAAGACACCCCUGCAACAAAAACUCGAUGAGUUCGGUGAGCAGCUGUCUAAGGUCAUCUCCGUUAUUUGCGUUGCCGUCUGGGCCAUCAACAUCGGUCACUUCAACGACCCCGCUCACGGCGGAAGCUGGAUCAAGGGUGCCGUGUACUACUUCAAAAUCGCCGUCGCCCUGGCCGUCGCCGCCAUUCCUGAAGGUCUUCCCGCCGUCAUCACCACUUGUCUCGCUCUGGGUACCAGGCGUAUGGCCAAAAAGAACGCUAUUGUCAGGUCUCUGCCUUCAGUAGAAACACUCGGUUGCACAUCUGUUAUUUGCUCAGACAAGACCGGUACACUGACCACCAACCAAAUGUCCGUCUCUCGCAUGUUCAUCUUUGAGAAGAUCGAGGGUAACGACAGCAACUUCCUGGAAUUCGAAAUCACUGGCUCCACAUACGAACCCAUCGGCGACGUUUAUCUGAAGGGACAGAAAGUUAAGGCCGGCGAAUUCGACGCUCUCCAGGAAUUGGGUACCAUCUGCAUUAUGUGCAACGAUUCCGCUAUCGACUUCAACGAGUUCAAACAGGCUUUCGAGAAAGUCGGUGAAGCCACUGAGACCGCCCUUAUCGUGCUCGCUGAGAAGAUGAACCCCUUCAACGUGCCCAAGACCGGUCUCGACCGUCGUUCCUCCGCCAUCGUCGUCCGCCAAGAAAUCGAGACUAAAUGGAAGAAAGAAUUCACCCUGGAGUUCUCCCGUGACAGGAAAUCCAUGUCCACCUACUGCACACCUCUUAAGCCUUCCCGCCUCGGAACCGGUCCCAAACUGUUCGUCAAGGGCGCGCCUGAAGGUGUGUUGGAGCGUUGCAGCCACGCGCGUGUCGGCACUGCCAAGGUUCCUCUGACGUCUUCUCUGAAGAACCGCAUCCUGGACCUGACCCGCCAGUACGGUACCGGUCGCGACACGCUGCGUUGCCUGGCCCUGGCCACCGCUGACAGCCCCAUGAAGCCCGACGAGAUGGACCUCGGAGACUCGACCAAGUUCUACACAUAUGAAGUCAACCUCACCUUCGUCGGUGUCGUGGGCAUGUUGGACCCUCCCCGUAAAGAAGUAUUCGAUUCCAUCGUCCGCUGCCGCGCUGCUGGCAUCCGUGUAAUUGUCAUCACUGGCGACAACAAGGCCACCGCUGAAGCUAUCUGCAGACGUAUCGGCGUAUUCACCGAGGAUGAGGACACCACUGGCAAGUCAUAUUCCGGCCGCGAGUUCGACGACCUCCCCGUGUCGGAGCAACGCGCCGCCUGCGCGAAGGCGCGCCUGUUCUCCAGAGUGGAGCCCGCGCACAAGUCCAAGAUUGUUGAGUUCCUGCAGAGCAUGAACGAGAUCUCCGCUAUGACUGGUGACGGUGUGAACGACGCGCCUGCGCUGAAGAAGGCCGAGAUCGGUAUCGCCAUGGGAUCCGGCACCGCCGUAGCUAAGUCUGCCGCUGAGAUGGUACUCGCCGACGACAACUUCUCAUCCAUUGUCGCUGCCGUCGAGGAAGGCCGUGCCAUCUACAACAACAUGAAGCAGUUCAUCCGCUACCUGAUCUCGUCCAACAUCGGUGAGGUGGUGUCCAUCUUCCUGACGGCCGCCCUCGGAUUGCCCGAGGCGCUGAUCCCCGUGCAGCUGCUGUGGGUCAACCUCGUGACGGACGGGCUGCCCGCCACCGCCCUCGGCUUCAACCCCCCCGACCUCGACAUCAUGGACAAGCCCCCGCGUAAGGCUGACGAGGGUCUCAUCUCUGGAUGGCUGUUCUUCAGGUACAUGGCCAUCGGAGGAUACGUGGGCGCAGCGACCGUGGGCGCGGCGUCGUGGUGGUUCAUGUACUCGCCUUACGGGCCGCAGAUGACCUACUGGCAGCUCACGCACCAUCUCCAGUGCCUCAACGGCGGAGACGACUUCAAGGGCGUCGACUGCAAGAUCUUCACGGACCCGCACCCGAUGACGAUGGCGCUGUCGGUGCUGGUGACCAUCGAGAUGCUGAACGCCAUGAACAGCCUGUCGGAGAACCAGUCGCUGGUGUCCAUGCCGCCCUGGUCCAACCUCUGGCUCAUCGGCUCCAUGGCGCUCUCCUUCACGCUGCACUUCGUCAUCCUCUACGUGGAGGUCCUCUCGACGGUGUUCCAAGUGACGCCGCUGUCGUUGGACGAGUGGCUGACGGUAAUGAAGUUCUCAGUGCCGGUGGUCCUCCUGGACGAGGUCCUCAAGUUCGUGGCGCGCAAGAUAUCCGACGGUGAGCCCCGCUCCCUCGCCGACUGGCUCCACGGCAUGCAGUGGAUUGUGCUCAUGUGGGCCGUCUUCUUUGGCAUCAUCAUCUACGGACCCCUAUAAGAAGGCCCGACACCCCGAUUCACACCUAAUACCCAUGAGAUUCUACGCUACUUACUCUAGAUUCAAAAUCAAUUAUCGUUAUAUUAUUUUGACCUUAAUGGCUGACAAGUGCGAUAAGUCAUUAUGAUGUUCUGGCUACUGUUCAAAAACUUAAUUCUCAAUAACAAAAUAUUUGAUUUUGAAUGUAGACACCGUUAGGCAGGUAGCGUGGAGUCGGCUGUGGAACUCCAUGGACUAUGAGCUGAGCUCACCACAGUAGCUAACAGUUUGGUUGGAAUGCUAAUCCGCCGCACAGUGUGAGUGACCCCGCACCCUCCCCGCGGCGAACUGUGAACAAAGUGACCCCGGACAUUGCGGUGCUAGCUCCGCCCAAUAGAGUACGCGCGAGUGUGUUGCAUUUUAUAUAACGUGCGAGACAAUAAUUGUUUUGGAGCUCGUUUACGAACCGAUCUAUGGAGAAUCGGCUUUAGUUUCUCUUCUUAUCUUUCACCUUUGAUUGCUAGACGUGAAGUGGCUGUGAAGACCUUCAUUAUGAAUUCUAACUUGAGACACCAAAAAGGUUACUGAUUUUAAUAAAAGGGUAUAUUGUGUAAGUUUAGUUUUGCAUUUUGUAAUGAAUUUUGUAUAAAUGAUGUACUAAUGUAAGAAGCUCCAUUAGCAGAUUCGAUAAUAGCACAGCUCGCACAGCUCAGUACCUCGUCCGUAAAGACGGCAGACAUAUUUGAAAUUUUACUAUAUAUAGUGUAAUUUAUUAUAAGUGUAUUGUUAGGGACGUGGUUUAUAUUAUUUCUCGACGAACCUAUCGCCGAAAGGGAUCUAUUCUCUCUCUCUCCUUUCGCCUGUGGUCGCUUUUUAACAUUCCUUAAUGCAUUUCUUUUUCUAUCUCGAUUUUUUGCAAACAUUUUAGGAAGUAUUUAUAUUGCAACAUGUCGGGUCCGGACCACCGGAAGCUCGACUGUACACGGAAUAUACAUCUACAUGCUCCAUAUGCUUAUGUUACUUACCAACCUAACAUUGAAUGUGUCAUGUGUUGAAAAUAACCUAAUUGUAAUAAUUUGUAAUCACUCUUGCUAUAAAUAAUCACUACUUAUAAUUAUACAAACAUACGAGGUUGGUGUAGUAAAGUAAGCACCACUAUUAUUAUGAUGGCAACAUCAAUGCAGUAUACUGAAUCGCUUUAAUAUAUUUAUACUUAAUUUGAACUAACCCUAUAUAUUUUCCAGUGUACUAUGUAACCAUUAAAGAGUUAUUACAAAUUAGUAUUAAAUAAAGCAAUAUAGUUAAUGUAUGUACGAACAUUACAUUGUGUUCUUUGGUACUUUUGUUUCUUUGCAUUUGUUAUUUAAUUUUUGCAAGUCCUAUUUACUAGGCAUUCCUCAAAUAUUUUAUUUGUGGGACUUAUAUUAUUUUAAGUUGUACUUUCUUAGUUGAAUCCAAAUUUGUCGUCUUAAGGUACAUGGUCCGUACGUACAUAAGAUUAUUUUAUACUAGAAUUAAAACUUGCAUGGAUUGUAUGCAUGCUUACGAUUUCAAAGAGUGCAGUUUGGCGUGGUUUGACAUACUUAUCUUUUAUGAUAAAUUAUUGUGAAGUUCCAAAAUCAUAAGUAUAUUAUACAUGGUUAGGGGAUCCAGGAGACACUCUACACUGCACCAGGCAUGCUCAAAUCUUGUUACAAUGUCCCGACCCUUAUCUGUUACAGUUAUAACUUAUUUAAAAUGUACAGUCGUUUAUACAUAUUUUACAUUAAUUAAAAUUGUCGAGACUA
Messenger RNA from Plodia interpunctella (Indianmeal moth), 5067 nucleotides. It is a transcript of the gene SERCA, whose product is annotated as Sarco/endoplasmic reticulum Ca(2+)-ATPase. Gene Ontology annotation, cellular component: membrane. Gene Ontology annotation, biological process: intracellular calcium ion homeostasis; calcium ion transmembrane transport. The record is from RefSeq and is a predicted model, not a curated record. The transcript has 12 exons. NCBI's taxonomy places the organism in Eukaryota, Metazoa, Arthropoda, Insecta, Lepidoptera, Pyralidae. The coding region runs from base 224 to 3301 and encodes 1025 amino acids. Gene Ontology annotation, molecular function: P-type calcium transporter activity; ATP hydrolysis activity; ATP binding.